AUGAGCUCACUUCUGCUGUCUAGUUCCACCAUGAAGGACCGUGAAUCCCUCUCCCUCCUGCACUACACCAAUUCAGGAAAGACGAACCCUCAGUUCCCCUCUGCUGCCCUCCACCCCAGCACUCCUGUGUUGGCCAAACCCCAGCCUUUCUGCCUUCAGUCUGGUCAGCAUCUCAUAGCCUCCAUGCAACUCCAAAAACUCAACAGCCACUAUCAGAACCUGGGCGUAUCUUCUGCAACUACCACUGGACCCAGCAGAGGAUAUGGAGCCUCUGUGUUGAGCCCAGGACAAAUCGCUACCCCUGGAGCGGCACAGGCACCUGGGAUCAUUGAUUCGGAUCCUGUGGAUGAAGAAGUUUUGAUGUCACUAGUGGUCGAGCUGGGUUUGGACCGGGCUAAUGAGCUUCCAGAGCUGUGGCUGGGUCAGAAUGAGUUUGACUUCAUUGCAGAUGUACCGGCUGGUUGCUGACCCUCUCUGCUUUUCUUGGCUUCUGCUCGAAAUCAAAGUGUCCACUGAAUGGCAAUUAGAUUUGCCUUUGAAAAUAAUAUUUAACCGUCGAGAGCUGGAUACAUAUAUUUGCUGUUUUGGAAACCAGACUAAAGAAACUUGAAGAGCUGUCUGAUCUAAGUGAGACUUGUAGCUUUGUCAAAGUGGAUGAAGAAUUUAUUUCUGAGAAAGUCACCAGGUCUGGGAUUAUGUUUGUAAAACAAGACUAACCACAGACGGGCACCAAACAGGUCAUAUGGCCAAGCCUUAAGACCCCCCCUUCACAGAAGUCUAUUAUGUUCCUAAGCCCUCCCAACUCAUCAUGCUGUGUGUGAUAUAGAUUUGAACUUUGCUCCCUAAUGUAAGGAUGGCGGGGGAGAUAUUCAGUAAAUAUAGUUUGUGGAAGACAGCAGGUUUCAGUUACAUUUGGUUGCUUGUUGCCUGUUGGUCUUACUUUUAUUCUGAUGAAUAGUCAGAUGGUGAUACAGGUUAUGUAGAUUAAGACAGUUGUGAGUGUAAAGGAUUUAGAAAAUAUCUCGCUAGAAGCUGUCAUCGAUGGUCACAGAGGAGAUCCAUGCUUUGGUGGUCACAGAGGAACUCGACCUGCUUAAAUGCUUUCCAUGGUUAAAUAUAUAAUGAGAAACGUGUCUGUUUACCCAACAGCCUUUAUGCUGUGAUGGGCUUCUUUAUUUAAAUAAAAAAAUUAACAUGCUUAUUCCAAAAAUAAAAAUUGCCUACCAAUGCAUUCUAAUAUUUUCCUGAAGUCUACUUUUUCUUUUCUGAUUUUUUUAGUGUUGUAGGCUGUAUGAAUAAAAUAGUUUAAGGUAAUGUAGAUUUAAACAGGCCUUUUCCACAAUUUGACCUUUUUGCAUGCUUUAUCCAUUUUUAUGGAUUAUCCAUGUGAAGACUAAGAUAUUUUUUUGUCUGACAUUUGUCUUUAUUUUGUAAUUUGAGAUUUACUGAAACUUAAUCAAAUAUUUUCGUUUAGCACUUUUCUUUUGACCAUUUAUUUUUCUACAUAAGAGAUUACAUAUUAUAUUUAAAUGUGUGUACUUUUUGUAUUUUUGAAUGUCAGAAAAUAAAGCAAACAAAGCAUAA
Misgurnus anguillicaudatus (oriental weatherfish) is the source of this 1584-nucleotide messenger RNA. RefSeq names its product Cbp/p300-interacting transactivator, with Glu/Asp-rich carboxy-terminal domain, 1 (gene cited1). The record is from RefSeq and is a predicted model, not a curated record. Gene Ontology annotation, cellular component: nucleus. Gene Ontology annotation, biological process: regulation of DNA-templated transcription. NCBI's taxonomy places the organism in Eukaryota, Metazoa, Chordata, Actinopteri, Cypriniformes, Cobitidae. Gene Ontology annotation, molecular function: transcription coactivator activity.